UUUGGGCUCGCUCGAGUGCGCGCGGGCGGCGGUGGGCGCGCGCGGGCCGGCCCACGCCAGGGAGCGGAGGAGAGCGCAGCAGGGUGGCAGGCUCGGGGAUCGAGGGCCGAGGAGGGCGGCCGCGGGAGGGCAGAAAGCACCAGCGCCGAGGCGGCGGCUCACGCCCGGCGGAUCCGCGCGGCUCCGCGGCGCCGCGGCCCAGGGGGGGACCCCCAGCGGCCGCGGCGCGCGGGGAGCCGCCGACCAUCCGCCCGGCCGCGCCGCCACGCCCCCAGGGCAGGCGUCGGCGGGGAGGCACGGAGGCGGGGGAAGGAGGCAGGCAGAGCGGCAGGGAGGG
This is a messenger RNA of Prorocentrum cordatum, 337 nucleotides long. Lineage: Eukaryota; Dinophyceae; Prorocentrales; Prorocentraceae. The record is from the annotation of a GenBank genome assembly.